Molecule: messenger RNA, 716 nt
Organism: Triticum dicoccoides
Lineage: Eukaryota; Viridiplantae; Streptophyta; Magnoliopsida; Poales; Poaceae
Product: zinc finger protein ZAT7-like
Exons: 1
Coding region: 109-522 (137 amino acids)
Source: RefSeq, a predicted model, not a curated record
UAUAAAAAGGCUUACCCUGCAUGAUCCGAGCCACAUCCACAGCCAUUUCCGAGCCACUGAAUCCGCACAGAAUUACGAACCCUUGUUGAGCUCGUCCGAUUAGCCGCCAUGGUUUCAUCAAUGAAGCAGUACAGAGAUCAGGCCGAUGCGCCCUCGCCCCUCUCCCUCUCUCUGUCCCUGGGAGUCGUCUCCGACAGCAGCAAGAAGAUGCACCGCGGCGGCGCGGACGGUGAGUUCGUGUGCAAGACGUGCAGCCGCUCCUUCCCGUCGUUCCAGGCUCUGGGAGGACACCGGACCAGCCACCUCCGUGGCCGCCACUGCCUCGCGCUCGGCCUCGCUGCGGGGUCCGAUCAGCCGGGGACCAAGAAGACGGUGGACCAGAAGCAGGCGCACCGGUGCCACGUCUGCGGGAUCGGGUUCGAGAUGGGGCAGGCGCUUGGCGGCCACAUGCGCCGCCACCGCGAGCAGGAGGCCGCCACCACGGCGCAGGCGCCGCCCGUUCUGCUCCAGCUCUUCCUCUAGCACUGCACCAUCGAUUUCUCUCAAGUUCAAUAGCCAGGCAUAUCUAGUUCUAGUCCAGAUUUACAGGAUCACCUAUGUGCACGAUUUGGUUUGCACAUUUGCUGCACAAUAGUUGGUCUGCUCGCUCAUGUUAUUAGGUAUAUAUAUGUACAUAUUUUAGGACUCAUUCAUUCGUUCAUUACUGUUUACUGAUA